GUCGUUUUCUCGGUCCGAACAGCUCUUGCUGCUGGAGGCUAUGAUUGUAAACACUGUGAGGAUGUGAGGAGCCCUACAACCAGUGACGUCACGCGUACAUCUUUCUGUAAAGGCAAAGCUUUUUUAUUAGCAACCAAAAGUUGCAAACUUUAUUUUCGAUGUUCUCUACUAAAUCCUUUCAGCAAAAAUAUGGCAAUAUCGCGAAAUGAUCAAGUAUGACACAUAGAAUGGACCUGCUAUCCCCGUUUAAAUAAAAUCUCAUUUCAGUAGGCCUUUAAGGUUGUAAGUUGAGGUACUAUCAUAUAUACAGUGUGAAAUAUAUUGCAUGAUAUGUGAGAGUUGGCGUCGGCGGCACUGUUGCUCGCUGCUAACGACCACAUGUCCGUGCCAGUGCCUGCGAUGAGCUAACCUGUGGGAAGAUGGCGUUCUUCAAGAGCUUUCAGCAGAACCUCCCGUCCGUCAACAUCUCCUCCAUCUUGGACUCGGUGAGCAGCCGAGUGGACGACCUGGCCAACGCUGUCAGCGACGUCACGUACGCUGUCAGCGACCAGCUAACCGAGCAGGUCAACACCAUCAUCAACAAGGUGCAGGAGGAAGAAGAUGGCGAGCAGGAGGCGGCACCGACGUCCGGAGCGCUGGAGGGUAAAAGCGUGUGGCCUUUGAGCAGGGAGUCAGAAACAAGUUCCAGUGUCAAAAACAACCAAAGCGCCAAUGCGGCGGAGGCGGAGAACAUGGCCAGUCAACUGGAGUGGGAAUGGAGGGAUGGGUGCUGGCGGGUGAAGAAGACGGAAGCAGAGUUAGUGGAGGAGGAGAAGAAGAAGAAGGAGGAGAAGGAGCUGCAAGAGAAGCGAGAGCAGAGGAGGAAAGAGAGGAGAGAGAAGCGUUUGCAGGCAGGCGCCAUGAUUCAGAAGAACAAUUUCCAGGAUGAAGAAGCCGCAGAAAACAGCGGGUUGGAAGAAGAGGAAAAGGAGGAGAGUCGCGGCGAAGAAACAACUCGUGACGACUGUGAGGAACCUGAAAAUGAAACAUCGCAGCUCGGGAACGACAGAAUGUCCCAACAGAAGGAGGAGAAGUACGAACAGGAGGAGAAGGAGGAAGAGAAGUGCAGCCUGGAGGGUGAAGGUGAUGACGAGGAGGUGGACGAAGCCUCUGGAGCUCAAGUGAAGAAAAAGAAGAAGGAGGAAAAGAAGAAGAAGGAGAAAAGAAAGAAGAGCAAGAAGAAAGAGAAAAGCAAACAAGAGGUGCUACUAACAGACAGUGAGGAGGACCAAGACGCUGCAGUCCAGUCCAACACGAGCCCCGUAGUGCUGCAGGAAGGACACAACAGCAAGGCAUCAAGCCACAACGACGGCAGCAUCCAGAGGGUAAAGAAAGCCCCACCGCUCAUGGAAGGACAACCGCCGCCGUACCAGGACCGGGACCGGGGAAGGGUGGCACGCGUGUCCUCCUAUCGCUCGGCACGAGAGGCAAGGAGGGGGUCGUCGCCUCAGCGUUGCUCCAGCGAGGCCAUGAGUGUGGACCAGGACACAGAGAGUUACCUGAACAAAGGCUGCGAGGAGGACAUACCCAGUGACAGCACUGCUGUGGUGGGCACAGAGGAAAGUUGCGGCCCUCAGCUCCCCUCAGCCUACGAGCCGGAGCCACUAGCCAAGUACGGCACGCUGGACGUCGCCUUCGAGUACGACUCCACCGAGCAGUGGUUGGCCGUGACGGUCACCGCGGCGACGGACAUUCCCGCUCUCAAGCAGACGGGCAACAUUUCGUGGCAGGUCCACCUGGUCCUGCUGCCCACUAAGAAGCAGCGGGCCAAGACGGGCGUCCAAAAGGGACCGUGUCCCGUCUUCACGGAGACCUUCAAGUUCUCCAGAGUGGAACAAGAGGCCUUGGGCGACUGUGCCGUACGAUUCCGCCUGUACAGCAUCAGGCGCAUGAAGAAGGAGAAGAUCCUGGGCGAGAAGGUCUUCCACCUGACUAAACUCAACCUGCAGGGGAAGAUGGCUCUUCCAGUCACCCUGGAGCCUGGCUCCGAACUUACAGGCUGUGGCUCGGUGGUGAGCGUGUCCCGCAGUGCAGGAGCCGUGUCCUACAGGUCUACAGAGGACUCGUCCUCGCCGGAGAUCCUCCUGGGCCUCAUUUACAACUCUGCCACAGGGAGUUUAUCUGCCGAGGUCAUCCAGGGAAGCCACUUUAAAACCACCUCGUCUGAUAAACCCGUCAAUGGUCUUUUUUGUUGUGUAAAACAUUUCGUUGGGGGACAACUGUAUAUCAUGAGAGACACUUACGUCACGCUGAGCAUGCUGGACUCCAAGGGGAAGGAGAUGUCCAAGUGCAAGACGGCGGUGUGCAGAGGCCAGCCCUGCCCCACCUACAAGGAGACCUUCGUCUUCCAGGUGGCGCUCUUCCAGCUCUCCGAGGUGUCGCUGGUCUUGUCGGUGUUCUGCCGCCGCAGCAGCAUGAGGCCCAGGGAGCGUGUGGGCUGGGUUUCCUUGGGACUCAACAGCACCGGCGAGGAGCAGCUGGCCCACUGGACGGAGAUGAAGGAGGCUGAGGGGCAACAGGUGUGUCACUGGCACACGCUUACCGACACAUAGCAUUCCAGACUUGGAUGUGAUGUGCACUCACUGACCUUGGAGGCGGAAGCGUCCUUCACCUGAAGGCAACAAUUUUUUUAAGAACCAGAAAGUGAACAUGAAGGUUAAAAUAGCAGGGUGAACAAAACAACACCACAUAGUGAUGGCAGCAUCAUGCCAGAUGGGACAGGAAUGAUUCAGUCAAGGUAGAACAGUUCUAAACAGUCAGUGCCGGUCCAAAAACCCUCAGAGAUCUCCUGAAAUUGAACAUGACAGAACAUACAAUUCUGGAAUGAACCAGCCAGAGCCAAGACCUAAAUACUUUUGAAAAUACAAUUGAGAGAGAGAGCCCUAAUGUCAAAUGUACCAAGCUGUUGAAAAGUACUUCAACCAAGCAUCAUAUUGGCUUUAAAGGCCUACUGAAAUGAGAUGUUCUUAUUUAAACGGGGAUAGCAGGUCCAUUCUAUGUGUCAUACUUGAUCAUUUCGCGAUAUUGCCAUAUUUCUGCUGAAAGGAUUUAGUAGAGAACAUCGACGAUAAAGUUCGAAACUUUUGGUCGCUAAUAAAAAAGCCUUGCCUGUACCGGAAGUAGCAGACGAUGUGUGCGUGACGUCACCUAUGUGAGGGCUCCUCACGUUGUUUAUAAUGUGAGCCACCAGCAGUAAGAGCAAUUCGGACCGAGAAAGCGACGAUUUCCCCCUUAAUUUGAGCAAGGAUGAAAGAUUUGUGGAUGAGGAAAGUUAGAGUGAAGCACUAAAAAAAAAAAAAAGAAAAAAAAAAGAAAAGGAGACGCCUCCAGGCGGCGGCAGUUUCAUAUGUAAUUAGACACAUUUACUAGGAUAAUUCUGGAAAAUCCCUUAUCUGCUUAUUGUGUUAAUAGUAUUUUAGUGAGAUUAUAAAGUCAUACCUGAAAGUCGGAUGGCUGCGGUGAACGCCAGUGUCUCUGAGAGAAGCCGAAGAGCCAAGAUUACAGCUGCCUUUUUGAGCUGCAGGAUGAGGUCACGUAAUCCACUGAAGUCUCCGGUAAGAGCCGACUUAAUAUCACAAUUUUCCCAUCCCAAAACUUGCUGGUUGACGUAGAGAAACAUGUUCGCUUGACCGCUGUGUGUUAAAGCUUCACAACAAAGAAACACCGGCUGUGUUUCGGUGCUAAAGGCAGCUGCAAUCCACCGCUUUCCACCAACAGCAUUACUAUUUGACGUCUCCAUUAUUAAUUGAACAAAUUGCAAAAGAUUCAGCAACACAGAUGUCUAAAAUACUGUGUAAUUGCGUGAUGAAAAGAGACUACUUUUAGCCGUAAGUGGUGCUGGGCUAAAAUGUCCCCUCCAACCAAUAACAUCACAAACAUCAUUCCGCGACGUUUUCAACAGGAAACUCCGGGGGAAAUGUAAAAUAGUAAUAUAGUAAACUAAACCGGCCGUAUUGGCAUGUGUUGCAAUGUUAAUAUUUCAUCAUUGAUAUAUAAACUAUCAGACUGUGUGGUCGGUAAAAGUGGGUUUCAGUAGGCCUUUAAAAAUAACAUUUCUUAACCAAAAAUAUAAAAACACCCCAAAAGGCUACCUAAUGUAACAGUUGUUUAAGAGAACACAUUUCCCUACUUAUAUAUCUCAUAUACAUUUGAAAUCAAACAUCCUAAAGGUACCUUUUUGAACAAUACUUAGGUAUUGAAAUAUUUGCUAGCUGACUUUGGGCGCUAAUUGCUAGCUGACAGUUGGCGCGCCAAAGGCUAGCGGACAAUUUGUGUGCUAAUCCCUAGCAGAAAAAUAGCAUGAUAAUCGCUGACAACUAGUUUGUAAUUUCGUAACUGGCAGCAUUCACUGCCAAACGCUAGCUAGCAACUUGCACGGGUAGCCACUAUCUAACAAUUAGCGCACCAAACGCAAGCUGACAAGUGGUGCGCCAAUUACUAGCUGAUAACUGGUGUGCUAAUCGCAAGCUGACAACUGGUGCUCUAAUUGCUAGUUGGCAGCUUCGCUGCUAAUCUUCAGAUAACUGAUGCAAUAAUCAUUAACUGGCAACUGAUGCGCCAAUUGCUAUUGGACAACUGGUGCGCUAAUCGCUAACAGGCAAAUAGAGCAAUGAUAGCUAAAAACUAGAGUGCAAAUUGCUCGCUGGCAGCUUUCAUCGCUACACACCACACUAGCUGGCAAUUAGUGCACCAAUCGCUGACAACUGGUGUGCUACUCGCUAGCUGAUAACUAGAGUGCAAAUUGCUAGCUAGCACCUUUCAUUGCUAAACACUAGCUGGCAACUAGCGCACUAAUUGCUAACUGACAACUAGUGUGCCAAUCACUAGCUGACAACUGGAGUGCACAGCGCUAAUCUCAAGAAGAUAAAUGGUGCGCUAAUCGCUAGCUUGCAACUGAUGCACCAAUUGCUACCUGAUAACUACUAUGCUAUUAUACUCAGUGGCCAAGUGGUUAGAGUGUCCGCCCUGAGAUCGGUAGGUUGUGAGUUAAAACCCCAGUGAGUCAUACCAAAGACUAUAAAAAUGGGACCCAUUACCUCCCUGCUUGGCACUCAGCAUCAAGAGUUGGAAUUGGGGGUUAAAUCACCCGAAUGAUUCCCGGGCGCGGCCACCGCUGCUGCUCACUGCUCCCCUCACCUCCCAGGUGGUGAACAAGGGGAUGGGUCAAAUGCAGAGGACAAUUACACAACAUCUAGUGUGUGUGACAAACAUUGGUCAAUAGUUUAUAACUAGAGCACACCAGUGCUAGGUGGUACCGUUCAUCGCUAAACGCUAGCUGACAAUUAGCGCACCAAUCUCUAGCUAAAAAUUAGAGAGCAAAUUGCUAGCUGGCAAACUAAAGCACAAAUUGCUAACUAUUUUAAAUGUUAACAUGAGUAGAAUAAUUUAAUUCUAUAGUCAUUUUUUUAUUUUUUAACUGCAAGGUGCAUUAAGUGGGGUGUCGAUGUCACUGCCAUUUGUAAACUACACUACAGUGUGUUGGAUCCAUUUGAAGUGUAUUUAAGGAUGUUUACAUUUUGCAAGAAUCUAAAAAAUAUAUAUUUUUAGUCUAAUUGACCAAAAAUUUCCACUGACCCCCUAUUGAAGAUAUGUGUUGUAAUAUAACUGCAUUGUAUACAGGACUGUCUCAGAAAAUUUGAAUAUUGUGAUAAAGUCCUGUAAUGAAACUAAAAACAUGAAAAUGUCAUACAUUCUGGAUUCAUUACACAUCAACUGUAAUAUCGCAAGCCUUUUAUUAUUUUAAUAUUGCUGAUUAUGUCAUACAGCUUAAGAAAACUAAAACAAUUUGAAUAUUUCUUCAGACCAAGUAAAAAAAAAAAAUUAU
Nerophis ophidion (straightnose pipefish) is the source of this 5863-nucleotide messenger RNA. RefSeq names its product synaptotagmin XIVb (gene syt14b). The transcript has 7 exons. Bases 420 to 2591 code for a protein of 723 amino acids. The record is from RefSeq and is a predicted model, not a curated record. Lineage: Eukaryota; Metazoa; Chordata; Actinopteri; Syngnathiformes; Syngnathidae.